Molecule: messenger RNA, 4215 nt
Organism: Scophthalmus maximus (turbot)
Lineage: Eukaryota; Metazoa; Chordata; Actinopteri; Pleuronectiformes; Scophthalmidae
Product: transmembrane and coiled-coil domain protein 3-like
Exons: 4
Coding region: 346-1848 (500 amino acids)
Cellular component (GO): endomembrane system
Source: RefSeq, a predicted model, not a curated record
GAUUAUUGGCACGGUAUCGGUCACGUGUGUCGGGAGCGUUAACCCCUCCUCGCGCCGCCAGCCCGCGGGGAGGGAGAGGCGGGGUUUGGGUUCACACCGCCUGUUCAGGACCAGGGCAGCCUGUGUGUGUGUGUGUGUGUGUGUGUGUGUGUGUGUGUGUGUGAGAGGGAGAGAGAGAGGGAGAGAGAGAGAGAGAGAGAGAGAGAGAGAGAGAGCCGGCCGGGGCUGAACGUGGAGUCGAGAUGAGGCGUUGAAGUCGCGGACCGUCCUGGUGUCGAGCUUGAAGAAGCAGAAGAAGAACCGCCGCCUCCUCCUGGAUGAAACCGCCGCCGCCACGGGACUAUUAUGCCCAGCGCCAACGUGUCCGUGCGAAGUUUAUCCGAGGAGGAGAAAUACCUCAGCAGCCGGAUGGAUCAGAGUAAUGAGGGCAGAUUUCGGAGUACUGAGAGCCUCCCUGUGUCAAUGCGGCGGGGUUCUUCAGAGAACAAUCUGGAUCUGGACCUGAGCGAUGCAAGUCCUCGUCUUGCUCUUGGUUUCGAGGUCCAUCGUAGUCGUUCUUGCUUGGACAACCUCCAGCAAAAGAUACUGAAAGUCACCGAGCAGCUGAAGAUUGAGCAAACUGCAAGAGAUGAGAAUGUUGCCGAGUACUUGAAGCUGGUGAACAGUGCGGAGAAGCAGCAAGUGGGGCGCAUCAAGCAGGUGUUUGAGAAGAAGAACCAGAAAUCAGCUCAAAACAUUGCUCAGAUGCAAAAGAAGCUGGAGCAGUAUCAUCGAAAGAUGAAAGACAGUGAAAUCCAUCACAGCCCAUCCCCUCACCCGCCCACUGUCAAACACAGCACCAUGCCCAGGGAGUCGCCCAGGGAGCUGCUGAGGGAUAUGACUGGCAGUGGCCGACACCCGACAAUGGACAAGAUCAAGACCAUUGGACCCGGUGUUUCCCUCUCCCCACCUUUUUUCUUCAGCAAGCCCAGAGAGUUCGCCAAUCUCAUCAGGAACAAGUUUGGCAGCGCUGACAACAUUGCCCACCUCAAGACCACGCUGGACGCUUCCUCUCCACUGCCCACGGACAGUGCAGGGAAGGGGCUGAGUAGCAGCACCUCUAUGGUGGGCAAGCCCAAGUAUCCCAGCGAUGACGAGUGCUCCUCAGGGAGCGCUUCCAUCUCAGCGGACAGUAACGGGAACCCAGCGGGGGGAGGAGGGUCAGCGGGGCAGGGUCAGGGCCACGGCCACGGCCAAGCGCAGCCAGCAGGGGGAGACGGUCAGAGCAGACUGGCCCUGAGCCUGGAGGAGGUGAGGGAGAUUAAAGACGCCCAGAGCCAGUUGGAGGAUGAUAUGGAGGAGCUGAAGGCUCAGUUCAAGAGUGAGUACGGCAUUAUCAGCCAAACUCUGCAGGAAGAGAGAUACAGAUACGGGCAUUUGGAAGACCAACUGAAUGACUUGACGGAGCUUCACCAAAAUGAAAUGGCUAAUUUGAAGCAAGAACUGGCCAGCAUUGAGGAGAGGUUGGCCUACCAGGCACAGGAACGGGCCAGGGACAUACAGGAAGCCCUCGAGUCGUGUCAGACACGAGUGUCCAAGCUGGAGCUCCAGCAGCAGCAGCAGCAGCAGACGGUCCAGCUCGAGAGUCACGACGCCCGGGUUUUGCUGGGGAAGAGCAUCAACAUCAUGCUGGCCAUCAUCACUGUCAUCCUGGUGUGUGUCUCCACUGUGGCCAAGUUCGCCGCUCCGCUGAUGAGGAGCCGAUACCACGUGGUAGCGACCUUCCUCGGUAUUUGUUUUAUGACCGUAUUCUGGAAGAACUGGGACCGUUUACAGUACGCCAUGGACAGGUUGCUGGUGUUUGCCUGAGAGUAAAGAGAACAUUAACAUAACACUGUCAGUCGUCAGGAUGGGACUGUCUAAGAGGAUUGGUUGUACAAUCGUCAGAAGACACGAUCUCCAAGCAUUUACAGAAGUCACUUUUUUAGUCUGAUAUCAAACAUUUGUGAUUUUCUUGUCUAGAACUUGAAUGUGUGUAGCUAAUAUUUUCAUUUAAUCUUCAAGUUAAUAUUUAUAUAACAGUACAUUUUGUUACAUUUUGAUUGCUAAAAAAAGAUCAUCACAAGACACAAAAGGUCAAUUCAAGGAUUGAGACAGGUGAAGAGAAUUCGCUUUUCACUAUAAUGCAGCAAUGUGGGACUCACUCUUUACCACAUUUCCCAGGGAUAUAAUCCAUAGAUUCAAUUUUGCUUCAAUAUCUGUCAAAAGUUUUGCAAGCAUGCACAUGGAAACAUAAACAAAUGAAUAUUUGAACAUUUUAGGUACAUUUGCUCAUUUGCUUUCUUCUUUCUAAGAGUAAGAUGAGAAGAUCAGUACCACUCUCAUGUCUGUGUGGUAAAUAUUAAUCUACGAUCAGCAGCCGUUUAGCUUAGCUUAGCAUAAUACCCACAAUAUUUUAUGAAGUUUAUGCCAUUGCAGCUGGUCCUUCCUGUUUUCAGGCCCUUUGCUAAGUAAAACUAACCGGCUGCUGGUGCCACUUCCAUAUCUUACCAAAUUUUCCAAUCAGCCAUUUGGCAAAGAGGCUCAUGAUAUUUUUAAAUUUUGAAUUAUUGUUUUAAAUGAGGAAACCUUUAGAGUUAAGUGCAGAUGAAAUCGGCAUCCUGUUUUCUAUGAGUUUAGUUACUUCAUUCCUUGUGGCAGGGGUGGGGAACCUUUCCUAUCAAGGGCCAUUUCAAUUUUUAUAACAUCCUUUGAGGGCCAUACUCAAUUAUUGAGCACAUAUCACUCUAACCUCUAAUGCUGUGGCUGGUUUAGGUCAGAUGGUAAAAGGAUGAUGCUACUCGGAGCUGGUUGGCCAGGGUUCAGUCUCGAGCAGAACCGAGUCUUUGCAAGUUUGGAAGAGAAACAUUUUACACGAGCAGAAGGAGGCUGUUCUACUUAAUUUGAUGCUCGCCGUUGCCCUUGUGUCGUCAGCUGUCGGACACACCCGCUGGUUCCACAUUAAACGGCGUGGCGAAUGUGUUCAGGUCAGUUUGCAAAUACAAACUAACAAGCAUAUUCAGAUGUCAUAGCAUUGUUCUUGCAGGGUAGGAAAAGGCCUUGUGACUUGACAGCUGGAAGAGAUCGCCCUGAAGGACGUGGUAUGCCACUCUUUUAUGUUUGUUUGUUUUAUUGCAGAAAAAUCUAAAUCAGACGAAUCAAUUGCUGUCAUUGAGGAGGUCGCACAUUCCCUACCCCUUCCUUAUCACCUUGUUUGCCUGGUGUGGUCAGUCAUCUCUUAAAGUUUCUCUGUGUACUGUUCAUGAUGUUUAAAGUGCAAUAUUUUUUUUAUUUUUUUUAUUUUCAAGAGCACCGUUUUUAUUCUUUUGAUUCUUUUAGGAGUGAGCUUGUUACAUCAAUGUUUUAAAGUGACAGGGUGUUGGUGUUGUCUGGAGUGGGGUGGGGUGAGGGGAGGGGAGGGGGAGGGGGUUGUCAUUAAUGUUGGCAUGAGAGAUCCAUAACCACUGAAGCCUCUGCUGGGCUCUGAUAGGACCAGCUGUCUCCUCUCUUAAGGGCCAAAAAAUGAGUCCAACCACAUCGCUGUGCUGGUCGCACGGUAAUGUCAACACACGCCAGCGCAGUAGCGCAUGCACACAAGCAACACGAAAACAGAGUCGACCAUUUGGCUCUCUGUAUUUACAUGUCUUCUGGGUUUUGCCCAGUUCAAUGUCUUUUACUAAUAAUGUGAUGGAGAGGCGAUGGGGUUAUACUGUGAUACACAACCUUUUUCUGAGGAGAGAUGCAAUUCCUUUUUUGAAUGUUUCAUUUUUUUUCCGGAAAGAAGCAAUGAUCAGCCUUCAGUACUCCAAUGAUGACAGAGGAGCACAUUGCAGGUUGCAAGUAAUGAAUUAUGAGCCUAUUAUAUGGACUGACUAAUAAUAUUUCAUGUUUGAUCUUAUGAAAAAUGCCUACAAGUUUCUUACAUGGAGCUACAGACCACUUUUUAAUGUUUGUCUGCUAUUAUAACGUAUGUGUUGAUGUUUGUUGUUGCCUCUCUGUUGUUCUACUGACCAUGAUAUUUUUUAUGUCUCUAAUUUUGACACGUGAGGAAGUUUCACCUGCAGAACUACAGAUCUGGUUUACAUUCUCUUUUUUCAUCUCCGGUGCACUAUGUGAUCAAUCAGUUGUAUUUUCAUGCAUUUACGUGCCUUUUGUCUGACAAUUUCUGUUAAAUUAAACAAAACCUUUUUAAACUAA